GAUAGUAGUGAACUUUAUAUAAAUUUGAGUAGGAAUACAGCUGAGGAUCCAGAGAUUGCACAUCCUUCCACACAGGCACAAUGUCAACCUACAAGGUGACUGUAUAUACUGGUAGAGAGGCGAUUGCUGAUACAAUGAACAGCAUUUACCUGACGCUGAUGGACUCAGAGAAGCAGAGCAGUGAAAGAACCCUGGUGAAUCACCUGUCUUCUACUUUUGAAAAGGAGUUCUCCCUUGACAUCCAAGUGAAGAAGAAAAUCGGAAACAUUGUCCAGGUGAAACUUAAAAAGGAGAAACAUCUUGUCAAUUAUCCAUGGUUCUGUAAGCAUAUCAAAGUGCAAUCACCCUCUGGAGACUGCUUUGAGUUCCCCUGUUACUGCUGGUUAGUGGAUGAAAAUGAACUGAUGAUCCGAGAAGGCACUGGUACGUACAGACCCACUUUGUUCAUUAUCCAGUUUUUAAUGAAGCAUUCGUUCGUUCAUCUAUUUCUUUGUGUUCAUUUAGCUCGACUGCCUCAGGAUGACACCAAAUCUUUUCAAGAGCAAAGAAAAGAUGAACUAGAAUCUAGACAGAAAAUAUUCAGAUGGAACGAGUGGAGGCCGGGCUUUCCUAUGAGCAUAGAUACCACAGUGGAUGAACUUCCUAAAGAAGUUCAGUUUGAUGAAGAAAAAGAUUUAGACUGGUAUUGCAAUUUAGUGGAAGUGGGGGUGUAUUUAGGUCUUGAGAAAUUUGUCGGUCUCUUUGAGUCCUGGAAAGGCAUUGCGGAUUUUGAAAAGAUACUUGAGUAUUUGGGAACUCUGGGCCACAAGACUGCAGUACUAGAGAACGUGAUGCAAGACUGGAAUAAAGAUUACAUGUUUGGCUAUCAGUUUUUGAACGGCUGCAAUCCUGUCAUGAUCAGGAAGUGCAUGCAACUUCCAGACAAAUUUCCAGUCACACAUGAGAUGGUCGAGGGCUCUCUGAAGAGAGGACACACACUACAAGAGGAAUUACAGGCAGGAAACAUCUACAUAGCAGAUUAUGAAAUACUAAAGGACGUGCCAGCAGCCAGUAAGCGCUAUCUGACUGCACCCAUCUGCCUGCUGUACAAGAAUGAUCUGAACCAAAUUGUGCCAAUCGCCAUUCAGCUCAGUCAAACCCCAGGGGAAAUGAGCCCAAUCUUUCUCCCAAGCGAUAAUGAAUAUGACUGGAUGCUUGCCAAGAUGUGGGUAAAAUCUUCCGACUUCAAUGUACACCAGCUGGUCACACAUCUCCUCAAGACACAUCUGGUGUCAGAGGUUUUUGAAAUUGCCAUGUACAGACAGCUUUCUUCCGUCCAUCCCGUAUACAAGUUAUUGAUGCCUCAUGUUCGUUUCACAAUUGCAAUCAAUGCAGAGGCUCGUGAAAAGCUCAUCAGUAAAAACGGGAUCUUCAGCAAGGUUGGUAGCAUCAGUGUAGAUGGUAUGGGGACACUGAUGCAAAAUGGCAUGACUUUAACCUACAAGUCCCUGUGCUUCCCUGAGGAGAUAAAAGCUCGAGGAAUGGAAGAUGUGCCCAAGUACUAUUACAGAGAUGAUGGCAUGAGGAUCUGGGAGGCAAUAAACUGCUUUGUUUUUGCUGUGGUCAAGAUCUACUAUGACAGCGAUGAGAAGGUUCAACAAGAUGAGGAGAUUCAAGGAUUUGUGAAGGAUGUUGCCUGCUUUGGCAUGAAUAACUCUGACAGAGCUGCAGGCCGAGAUCGGACGAGAGAGUGUGGCUGUCCUUCUCUUUGGUGGUGGUGUUUCCUCAAGGGUAGCAGUGGCUUGCUGAGUGCACGAGGCUUUUCUGCUGACUUUCCAAAGUCUCUAGAAUCUCGAGAGCAGUUGGUCGAGUACCUGACUGUCGUGAUUUUCACAGCUUCAGCACAACAUGCUGCUGUCAACUUUGGACAGUUUGACUGGUACGCCUGGAUCCCCAACAGUCCUUCCACCAUGCGCAAGCCGCCUCCCCAAAAGAAGGGCCAAGUGGAUAUGAAGCAUAUCAUGCAGAGUCUGCCUGACCGAGAUUGUUCCAGCACGGUUCUGGGAACAGUUUGGGCCCUCAGUCAGAUCCAGGAGAAUGAGCGGUUCUUAGGCAAGUAUCCAGAUGUGUACUUCACAGAGCAACCAGUGAAGGAAGCCAUAAAUACUUUCUGCCACAAACUACAAGAGGUGACCAACAUCAUCAAGAGCCGGAAUGAAGAAUUAACAUUAGCCUAUUGUUAUCUGUCCCCAGACAAAAUCCCCAACAGUGUUGCAAUUUGAGAAAAUAUUUGAAGAACCCUUUUGCCCAGCAUUUAUAGCCAAUGCAUGCUUGACAUAGACAGAAGGAAGAACAGCUCUACUCAAAAUAGAAAAUAUUGUAGAACAGAGCAUUAUGCCUUUUAAGGCACUUUUUAGAAAUGUUUGAUUGAACGCUGCUGUUGGGAAGUAAGGGAUAUUACUUUGUAAAGCCUAAAUCUGUAUGUAUCUGAGAGUUGAUUGUCAGGAAAACAGAACACUUAAUUUGGCUAUGAUUUCAAAAAGCACCCAUAGGCUUGUGUUACAGAAAUAAAUGUGUAUUCAUACAUCCAUA
Onychostoma macrolepis is the source of this 2571-nucleotide messenger RNA. Its product is annotated as polyunsaturated fatty acid 5-lipoxygenase-like. The record is from RefSeq and is a predicted model, not a curated record. The coding region runs from base 81 to 2261 and encodes 726 amino acids. Gene Ontology annotation, cellular component: nuclear envelope. NCBI's taxonomy places the organism in Eukaryota, Metazoa, Chordata, Actinopteri, Cypriniformes, Cyprinidae. Gene Ontology annotation, molecular function: arachidonate 5-lipoxygenase activity; iron ion binding; protein binding. The transcript has 14 exons. Gene Ontology annotation, biological process: linoleic acid metabolic process; lipid oxidation.